Leishmania braziliensis MHOM/BR/75/M2904 is the source of this 4938-nucleotide messenger RNA. RefSeq lists its product as hypothetical. The transcript has a single exon. The coding region runs from base 1 to 4938 and encodes 1645 amino acids. The record is from RefSeq and is a predicted model, not a curated record. Lineage: Eukaryota; Euglenozoa; Kinetoplastea; Trypanosomatida; Trypanosomatidae.
AUGUCAACAUCUUCCCUGGCUUCUCCCACCACGGAGAAGGCGCAGAAGUUGAAGGAGGCGCAGCUGAAGAUUGGGAUGGCGCUGAAAAAUGCACAAUACGCGCUGACAACGCAUGCCCACCGUGGCCUCACAACUGCACUUCACGAGAACGCGAGUGCACUGACGGCUCUCAGCACGUACCUCUCUCUCUCUGGCAGCCCAGUAAAGGCAGCUGCAAUUGCAGGGCAGAUGGCCAAGAUUCUAAAGUCUGUCGGCACGUAUGUCUCUGCGAAAGAGAGGAACAGCAGUACUUCGCAACAUACCGAAGUGUCGCGCCUCAGCAGCUCAUUUAACACGCCCCCGAGCAGCAGCGUCGUGCUGGAUGAGCUAGGCCUCCUGCCAGAGACUCCACACGAGUCUGCUGGACUCGUGGCAGAGCUGCAGCGAGUAGUAAGGGAGUUGACACGAGAGCGAGACGCGAUGGCAGACGAGAAGCGUGCGCUCGAGGCAGCCUUGGAGGAAUCUCGCCAGCACUCCACCGUCACGCCACAUACAGCAUUUGAGGCACACUCACCGGAUACAGCUGACAAAGACCUUGACGUGGUUAUUCGACAACUACACGCGGAAGUGAAAGGCUUGAAGCACGAGGUGCGCGAGGAGCACAUGAGGGCUGCUGCGUUGCAGGAUCAGCUGCACGAAGCAGAGGAGCAAAUCGAAGAUCAACAAGACCAGGUGCAGGCACUUAAGAUGCAGCUAAGGCUGUCGCAGGAAGAAAAGCUGUCGCAAGAUGCCGCCUUCGCCAAGAAGGAGGAGGAGAUUAAGGCUCUUCAAGAAGCCUUCUUGCAGAAUUCACGCAACACAACGGCCCCAUCGUCAGCGGCGGCAGCAGCAGCUACUCGAUCCCCUCAUGGUUAUGUGGAUAAGGAUGACUUUGACGCCUUAAAACUGCAGAAUCAGCUACUUCAGCAAGCGCUGCGCGAGCAAACAACACAGACGCGACCUACUGAUCCUCACGCUUUACUGAGCCAGCAAACACUAGAGGAAAUUGAAGCUGAUCAUCAUCAACAACUAGAGGCGAUGAAGCUCACCAUUCAAGAACAGUACAAUCGCGAAAACCAACUUCUCGACAAACAGCGCUCGAUGCAAGACACCCUUGACGACCUCAAACGACAGCUUCAGCUCAGCAGUAACCGGCAGUGGGUGCAGCAAGAGCGCGAGAAGCAUCUCAACGAGAUGGACUCUGCAGAAAGACACAUGGAACACCUCCAGGAGACGGUGGAAAGACACGAACAGCACAUCCACUUGCAACAAACAAAGCUCCAACACUACGCUGAAAACGAGCGUAGCACCUCUGACGUGAUCAAGAACCUCGAACAACACCACGACACCCAGAUAGCCAAGCUUAACCAGCAGAUCAUCGAACUACGUGACGAGCUCAACAAAGCUUGUCGCAGAGAACAAGAACUUCACGACCAAGUGCAAGCUAGCAAUACUGAAACACAAGCAACCAUCGCCGCUACAACAGAGCAGUACAACCACCAUCAGCAGCACAUCAGCAGCCUCACACAUAGCAUGGCAGCGGAGCGGGAGCAGCACGAGAGCCGAGUGGCGGAGCUGCAGCGGGCCCAUGCCGCUCAGGUGGCGGAGCUGCAGCAGCGGCUGGAGGUGGAGCGCGACCACGCGGCUGCGAACCAGUCCACUGCGGCGGAGUGCGAGUCUGCGCUGCAGCAGCGUCUUUCCGAGCUGCGCACCAGCAUGGCAGCGGAGCGCGAGCAGCACGAGAGCCGAGUGGCGGAGCUGCAGCGGGCCCAUGCCGCUCAGGUGGCGGAGCUGCAGCAGCGGCUGGAGGUGGAGCGCGACCACGCGGCUGCGAACCAGUCCACUGCGGCGGAGUGCGAGUCUGCGCUGCAGCAGCGUCUUUCCGAGCUGCGCACCAGCAUGGCAGCGGAGCGCGAGCAGCACGAGAGCCGAGUGGCGGAGCUGCAGCGGGCCCAUGCUACUCAGGUGGCGGAGGUACAGCAGGCCCAUGCCGCUCAGGUGGCGGAGCUGCAGCAGCGGCUGGAGGUGGAGCGCGACCACGCGGCUGCGAACCAGUCCACUGCGGCGGAGUGCGAGUCUGCGCUGCAGCAGCGUCUUUCCGAGCUGCGCACCAGCAUGGCAGCGGAGCGCGAGCAGCACGAGAGCCGAGUGGCGGAGCUGCAGCGGGCCCAUGCUACUCAGGUGGCGGAGGUACAGCAGGCCCAUGCCACUCAGGUGGCGGAGCUGCAGCAGCGGCUGGAGGUGGAGCGCGACCACGCGGCUGCGAACCAGUCCACUGCGGCGGAGUGCGAGUCUGCGCUGCAGCAGCGUCUUUCCGAGCUGCGCACCAGCAUGGCAGCGGAGCGCGAGCAGCACGAGAGCCGAGUGGCGGAGCUGCAGCGGGCCCAUGCCACUCAGGUGGCGGAGCUGCAGCAGCGGCUGGAGGUGGAGCGCGACCACGCGGCUGCGAACCAGUCCACUGCGGCGGAGUGCGAGUCUGCGCUGCAGCAGCGUCUUUCCGAGCUGCGCACCAGCAUGGCAGCGGAGCGCGAGCAGCACGAGAGCCGAGUGGCGGAGCUGCAGCGGGCCCAUGCUACUCAGGUGGCGGAGGUACAGCAGGCCCAUGCCACUCAGGUGGCGGAGCUGCAGCAGCGGCUGGAGGUGGAGCGCGACCACGCGGCUGCGAACCAGUCCACUGCGGCGGAGUGCGAGUCUGCGCUGCAGCAGCGUCUUUCCGAGCUGCGCACCAGCAUGGCAGCGGAGCGCGAGCAGCACGAGAGCCGAGUGGCGGAGCUGCAGCGGGCCCAUGCUACUCAGGUGGCGGAGGUACAGCAGGCCCAUGCCGCUCAGGUGGCGGAGCUGCAGCAGCGGCUGGAGGUGGAGCGCGACCACGCGGCUGCGAACCAGUCCACUGCGGCGGAGUGCGAGUCUGCGCUGCAGCAGCGUCUUUCCGAGCUGCGCACCAGCAUGGCAGCGGAGCGCGAGCAGCACGAGAGCCGAGUGGCGGAGCUGCAGCGGGCCCAUGCCGCUCAGGUGGCGGAGCUGCAGCAGCGGCUGGAGGUGGAGCGCGACCACGCGGCUGCGAACCAGUCCACUGCGGCGGAGUGCGAGUCUGCGCUGCAGCAGCGUCUUUCCGAGCUGCACACCAGCAUGGCAGCGGAGCGCGAGCAGCACGAGAGCCGAGUGGCGGAGCUGCAGCGGGCCCAUGCCGCUCAGGUGGCGGAGCUGCAGCAGGGGCGGGAAUUGAAUGUAUUGCGUGACGAGUCGGCGGAGAAGUUUUGGGUGACUUCACAACCGGUGGAUUGGUUGAAGGAGGAAAACGAGUCACUCAAGGUGCAGGUAAGGGAGUGGGAGGAGAAACACACGGAGGUGACAAAGGAGAAGGUGAAUGCGGUGAUCAAGGUGGGGGAGGUAGAGGAGAUGUUGUCAUGUUGCAAGUGCGAGCUGCAACGUCUUAAAGCUGAAUAUUCUUCUCUUCAGAAGACGAUGUCAAAAUCUCUGGAGGAGCGCGAUAUUGCUGUGAAGAGGCUGAAGGAGAGUGCGCAUCUGACAGAGGAAGCGGAGGCAAAUGCGGUGCGGCUUGAGACACUGCGUAAGGAGCUCCAGGAGGUGCAGGAGCGCCUCGAAAUAACAGACAAGGACCGAGCCCUUGUAGUGUCUCGCUACAGGCGUGCGACCACUGAGAAGGAAGAGUGUGCUGACGCUGCCCGUAGACUGCUGACUGAGUAUAAGGAGAUGGCGGCAACGCGUGAGAAGCUGGUAGCUCAACUAGCUGCAGCAGAAGCUUUGGCAGCGGAGAGGAGUAGAGAAGUCGAGGAGCUCACACGGGCGGCGCCCGCCGGUGCAAGCCUUAAAAGCAGUGGACCGAAGGAUGACGCUCUCGAAGCAGUUGGACAGAAGGUCGUGCAGAGUACGGUGAGCGAGAAGCAGGAGCGCAUUGAGGCACUCGUGGGCGAGCUCGAGGCAGUGACUCGAGAAAACAAGAGGCUGAGGUCGGAGCUGGAGGUCGCACAAGUUCGCCAGGCGGCGCCGCAGCGGGCGUCGCUCACUGCCGAGCCGACCUCGAUGCAAUCAGCCUUUGCGCAGGACAUGCUGAGCUCACUGGCGGGGAUGCGUGUCACCUUGAACACGAUGCACACGCAACUGGUUCCUAUUCUGGAGCAAAUUCGUGUGGAAGAGCGUUCCCGCGCUGCAGCAGCAGUAGACCCCUCCGCCUCAACAAGUGCAGUGGAUGCGCUAGAAAAGUUGUACACAUCUAUGGAGUCCGUCCAUGCGGUGACACAAGCUACCCUGGAGGAUUUUGAUAUUGGGGCACGCCAACUCCGUGUUUCUGCCGAGCUGCAGGCUGUUGUUUAUGGCAAGCUACUUGCUACACUGCAGCAACAUCGAGGCAAAGGUUCCACCUCUCCACUCACGUCCACACUGGUGGAUGUGUCACUCGUACGCGCCUGCGCUGCCCUUUUCGGCGAGCUGAGCACCGGCUCAACACCUAGAUGGGAGGAGAACGAGCGCCAUGGAGAGCAGCAACUGAUUAGCCAUACUGACCAACGCUACCGUCCAGGUCGCGCCAGCAGUGCCACUCGAGACUACGUCGCUGCCGCUGAGAAGGAUAGGCAAGUUGCUGUUUCCGCUACCGCGCAUCAGCAGUCUCCGUCGACGUGGUCGCAUUAUCAUGCUUUUUCGAGCGCACCGUCUGUGUUCGCUUCCUCUGUGGGUGUAGACAAUCGAGGGAGGUAUUCCCGCACGGUUAACCACGCUCGUCGGCGCGCAGAUGACCGUGAACUUUCCAUCUUGGACAACGCUGGGUACGGACGGCAACCUUCCCGAGCUGGGUCGCGGUAUCAGUCCUCCUUCGAGAAUUUCGCGAUGGCGCAAGCAAGCAUUUCAGUUGCGGAGGAGCGUGCUAGGCUGCGCACUGCCCCUACUCCGCCGUGGAGAUAG